GCUUGUACAGGCACGGCGAAGCGUACUGUGUAGAUAGUAAAAAUUAUCGCACAACUUCGAUAGUGUAUGCGUAGCCUCGCCAGCUUAGUGCAUGCUGACUGUAUCAUAUCAUGUAAGCUCUGUUGUUACGACGGGACGCAUAUUCUCAACGAGGCUACCCUGCAGUAUUCGAUCGGACUAGUUACGGAAUAAGUAGGCCCCGGAAUCUGGUGGAACGUAAACUUUGUUCAGUGGAUUUACACCAUCGUUAGAUAAUUUUUCAAGUAAUCUGCGAUUGCACUGUAUUGUUGUGUGUGAUGUUUGUGCAUUCAUCGAAGGAUUGAUGGGGUUUCUAAGCUUUUACAUCGUUUGAUGCAGGAUUUUACCCACAUGCUGGAGUGGUGCGGUGACGGGCUUCGCUGCCUGCUUGGUCGGCCUUGUUGUACGUUAUCACUGCUAUAGCCAGAGGAGCUGUUGUGUAUUCUUUUACCGUUUUGGCCAGUGCCACAACGAGCGAACUAAGGAGGAAAACCGCCGUUUCUCCGGCGCUGGAAUGCUUAUUCUCAUCGGAGUCUGUGGGCUAUGCAUCGUGUGCAUGCAGCGCAUGUCGCAUGUUCAGGUCCAGGCGGUCUGCGCUCGUGCGGCGACUUUUGCGGAGCCGUGUGGGCUGUACACACGGUAACGAUUGUGGGUCUUCGGCCGACCGGGAGAGUGAGGCCGAGACCGACCUCAAAGCAGCCGCCAACAGCUUCCUAAAACGCCUCAAGGAAAAACAACUCGAGCUUUUGCUCGAGGCAGUGGAAAGUCGUGGAGGGACCCAAACAAACUGUGUCCCCAUCUCGAAAGGGGAACUUGGACGCAGCAGGACCGUUGCUCCUCAUGUUUUAUGUUGCCAGUUAUUUCGUUGGCCAGAACUCAAACAUGGAAGCGAACUCAAACGGCUCAAAUAUUGCUGCGAAGUUAGCCAACAAGGCGACGAGGAAUCCUCAGGAACAGUGUGCUGCAAUCCCUAUCACAUCAGCCGUCUAUGCAGACCAGAGUCUCCACCACCACCCUAUAGCAGGAUUGCGUUCGAGAGGUCCAAAACGCAAGCUGAAGAAGCCUCAGUCACGUCACCCGUGGAAUAUGGGCAAAGUACGGAGACGGGCAACACACCUACUGAACGCAGACAGCCUUAUGCCAACUCAUCUGGUAUGUUUUAUUCAGACCUUAUAUGAUCAUACAUUUUGGUCUUUUUCACCUUGACUUAUUUCGCUGCAAUUUAGAAAUUGCAGUGAAAAAUAGGGUGGCGAAAUUCCUUGGAGAAUUCAGGGGCAUGGGUAGUAUAUAUUUCAGAGUUUUUUCGUUGUAAGUUUGCCAUUAUGUCAACUACCAUGGUAACAGGCCUAACCAGCCAAUCGCAGCCAAGGUUUACAAUGGUAGUUACCAUAAUGGUAAAGUUACAAUAGUCUUGAUGAAAUGUGCCCUUGAUCUCAUCAUGACUUGUAUUCUUUAGUUUUAUAAUGAUUAUUGAAACAGAAGAUGGUUGCCGAAUAAUUCUCUCAAAAGAAGAUUGUAGGCAUGAGAGUUUACUGAACAUCAAUAUGAUCAAAUCAUAUGGUAGUGAUUAAAAUAGAAAUUAGAAAAAUUAUGUAGAUGCUUGUAGUACAGUUUCGAAAAUGACAACAAAAAAAAGAUUGAAAAUUUUAAUUUGCUAAAAAAGCUAAAUUUACGGUUUUGUCAUAUCUUUAUUGUCGGAAGAAUCAUUUGGGAAGGAAAGUAAAUUGACGGUUGCACGUCAUAUCACUCUCCCAUUUCCUUUGGUUUCAUUCAAUAUUUUUCUCGAGUCAGAUAAAAUAGCUUGGAUGUCAAAAUAAUAUUGGAUUUGUCAGUUAUUUUCUCAUUGAAUGAGUAGCACUUGCUAAUUCAGUCAAAGCGUUCUAAUGACUUCAUUCAAUGAUUGAGUGGUAUGAUCAUUCUUGGCAUUGAUUUGUCAGUGCUAAAACUUGAUGAAGAUGUUGAUUAAUAUUUUCUUCAAGUCAAGGCUUUACAUCAUUUCAAGUACCCUCUGCACUACUAAUGAAUUUCCAUCUAUAUUGCUUAUAUCCGUCUGAAUUCCACUUUGUGUGCAGCAGGUAUGUGAAAUGUAUAUCUUGUUGACGACUUGUUACGUGUAUAUAUAGAAGCCUGUAUAGGCGGCUACAACAGUAUGCAUCAAAUCGCUCAAUACUCCUGUGUCCCUCACUCUCUUUUGGUCGAUCUCCUCCAUUCUUUGUGUUUCUGCCUCUGUGAAUAGAGAGCCUCCUGGUGUAACAAAACAGAAUCUGGUAUUUGGGCUGCUAUUGUUGGUUGUGGUCUUUUCAAUGCUGCAUUGUUUGAUUUAGCUCUGAUUGUUACAUUGACACAUAUGUGCUUGAUAGUAUUUGAGUAAACUGAUGAUUUUCAUCCCCCAUCUACUCAUGCUAACAAAGAUGUUGUAUCAUUGAUAUGGCUUCUUUUGAACAUGAUAGGACUAAUACCCAACAAAGCUGCAUUGAACAUGUGUACAAAGAAGUAUAUUAUUUGCAAUAGAGUUGCCCUAAAAUGUUUGUCACAAAAUGUCAAUCUGAGAAAUUUACACCUGAAAUUAAGAAUUGCGUACAGGUCAAUUUUGUGAAAUUAUGCAAUAUGAAAGAAUACAUGUAGAAAUGCAAUUAACGAAAAACGUAUUCGCCAUGUUCUAUCUACCAUGCAGUUUCUUUCCCAGUUCCAGUUGAAAUACUGGUAAAGAGUGGGAGGUUGGAAGUAAAUCUAAGAACAUUGCUUGUGAAAAUUCACUGACUACAUGUAUUAUCAUGAUUGAAAUGUAACAAGUUGUAUUAAACCGAGUACCCCUCCCUCCACCCCCUGUCACGCCUCCAGCAAAUCGCAUCGAGCUUGCCUCGCUGUUCUGCUGUCCAUCUAUCUUGUGUGUAGUUUUGUUGGCAGGCAUGACGAUGACACAUGCUCGGUGACAAUGUAUGUUCAUGAUGGGAUUGUCGGGAUAACAUUGGCGCCUCCGUUCAUCCCAUUCACAGAGCCCUAGGAUUUGAUUACUGGUUCUAUUGCCCUCACACCUGCACGCUGAACCUUUAGCAGUGUGGCGGAGGUCAUUGUGCUCACGCGCAAGGCAAACCAGCAGCAGGCAAGCAAGGCAAGUCUGCAAAGGUUGUGUCAUGCAUAAUGUAUGGCACAUAGGUUUAGACAGGCUUCUUCAUAAUGCUAUGGAGAGCAGCCAUGUCUCUCCUUUCUCCAUAGAAAUAACGCUGGAUAUAUUUGCUCAAGUGUAGAUUGUAGAAAGCCAUUAUGUUAUCAGUAGAAGAACAUGUGGUAGUGAUAGUUUUGGAACGAAUAUCAUAAUUUACAAUUGAAAUAUGAAACAUUAUUUUUGUUUAUUGGAUAGUGAAAAAAAUAAUGAUUAAGACUACUACAUGUAUUAAAAGCAUUGUAAUGAAUUAAUGAUAAAUCCCUCGUAUUGAAAAUACAUGUAGUGUAAAAUUUACCCAUCUUCAUUAUUAGACAACCUUUUUAUUACAUGGUAUUGAAAUACAGUGCCUUCUCAUUAUUCAGAUGUCUUGCUGGAUGAUUAUUCACAUUUUGUUUUUGCUAUUCACGGUAUUGGCCUAUCCGAUCUGGUCAACAAUUGCAUUAUUGUUUGAUAUUUUCAGUGAUGUUUUACUUUUUAGCUGUCAUGAAUAUGAAUUUGGACAAAAUAUGAAGGCCUAUAAUGUACAUGUAUGUUUGAACAUUAAAAUCAUUUGCAGUGUGGAACAAAUUCAAAUUGUGAAUAUUCUAACUUCCUACCAGGUCUGAGUAAUGAAUAGGCCUUCUUGUCAUGAUUGAAAAGCAUGUUAGUUUUUGCGUGAAUUUCUACGGAAUCUACACGUUAAUGGUGCUAACAGCAGCCUGCAUUUUAAUAGAAUAUAAUCAGAAUGUUACAUGUAUGAAAUUUUCUGUAGGGCCUACACUGCAGUUGCAUUUAAUUUUCUGUAGGGCCUAUAGUUGCAUUUAAGUAGAAUUUUACGGUACAAUUUUAACUUUCAUGUGAGAAUGUUUCUUGUCAAAUAUGCUUUUUAUGUGACAAAGUAGGCAUUUCGCACCUUGGGAAAGCCAAAGGAAUGGAUUUGGGCAAUCUGAGCCUUGCCGUCUUGAGGUUGUUUUCUAUCACCCACUGCCUGGUACAUUACAUUCCUGCCAGGACACUAGAUGAUAAAUGACCCUCUCAGCCUCUAUCCCAAAAUGAACAGCUUAUCUGCAACAUAAAAGUAAAACAUACAAAGGAGACCCCUUUAUUACUGGGAGAUUUAGGCUUGAAUAGGCAAGUGGAUAAUGGGCGUCUGGAUGGGGGUGGGGUGCAUAUAAAGGUUCUUUACCCAACAACAUGAAUUCUGUCUCCAGUUGGUAUUUGAGGAGUCAUUACAUUCAUGGCCUCAAUAGUGAAUAAUACACCCUCCCUUUCUUCUGCAUCCUCAACUUUGUGGAAAGGCAAAGAAAAGCUUCCCGAGGACUAAAGAUCAGUGAGGAAUUAGGGGCAACUUUCUGGAGUAGCUGUGCAUUUUGGACCUUUCUUUCCUUUUCUAUUUCCCAGUUUUGACAAUACAUUGUGAAUUUCUGCAAUAGCAUUGAAAAGGAGCCAGUGUGUGGCUCAUUGAGCCUGGACAAUGGUGCAUCUUUGGCAUAAUAGCCUGAUCUGACUGUGCUCAGAUGUGGAGCCUCUUUUGAUGUCAUGGAGGCGAGCCCUCUUUUGGAAGUCAAAACUCCCCUGGUGCCCAAACUAAUGAGGCUGUUAUUAUGCGGAGGAUAAUGCAUUGAUUGAAGAGAGCUGGCGUCCAGCAGGGACUAGUGGACAACAGAUGAGACAGCGGAGAGAAUGGAUAGAGGGAAGGAAAGAAUGUAGAUGGAAAGAUGACAAACAAGUAACUAAGCAUCAAGAUUCACAUUGAAUUGAGUUUUGAGUAAUUGAUUUGAUAAACCUUGCAUCUAGUAAUAUUCUAUUCUAAUGCAAGAUAUUCCCCUCCACUGCCGCAUCAUUCUCUUUCUUGAAAGUUACAGCGGACAGCAGUUUUCAAAUUCAAGUCGAAAAUAUCCCUCACUGAAUGCAGAUCGGUAGAUAGUAAUCAUAUUCAGAAUGAGAAAUAGUCCCCAGCGAUGCACAACUUCUCAGUGUUUUCUGCAGGUUUCCCCCUGAAUGGUGAUUAGAUUAUUAUGCCCAACAUGCAAAUGCACGCUCAGUUGAGUGGAGCUUGUUCACUUCAAUUCAACUACAGAAAGCUAGAUAGCUGCUUGGAGAAAAUGUGAAGGCAGAGCUCACGUAGUUUGCAGUGUUUAUGACCCUACGCUGGCAAAAAAAAGAGAUAGAGAGAGAAGAGGGAGGGGAUGAGAUACAGGAUGAGAAAGAGAGAGAGAGAGAGGGGGGGGGGUGGAAGAUGGUGGGGAUUGAUUUCUGAUGAAUUUGCUGAGGGAAAGUGAAGGCAUCUUCGUCCGCAGAGCUUCUCCUCUGGAGCUGAUCUCGUAGUUGCAAUGUCGUAUGUCAUUAUAGGGUGCCUAGAUCAAUACAUCGAGGCUAAUAAUAUUGUGAGUGUUGCUACACAUACUGUAGGGUACAUGUAAGGAUGUUUUUAUCAACUGUACAAGCAUACAUUCAUGUGUAAAUUGUAUAGGCCAAUAUCUUUGGGAAUAUGUUUGGAUAUAUCAGAACUACAAGGAAAUAGAAUUAUGUAUGAGAAUCGGAUGGAAAUCACAAUCGUAUUGUAAAUUUGUGUAUUACUAUUCCUUAUCACAUACAGGACUACAGGCAUGAAAUAACUGAAAAUAAUGUGUUGAAAAUAAGAUACUGACAUUGAG
Molecule: messenger RNA, 5820 nt
Organism: Lytechinus pictus (painted urchin)
Lineage: Eukaryota; Metazoa; Echinodermata; Echinoidea; Temnopleuroida; Toxopneustidae
Product: mothers against decapentaplegic homolog 6-like
Exons: 3
Coding region: 591-1196 (201 amino acids)
Biological process (GO): SMAD protein signal transduction; cell differentiation; anatomical structure morphogenesis
Cellular component (GO): heteromeric SMAD protein complex
Molecular function (GO): transcription regulator inhibitor activity; I-SMAD binding
Source: RefSeq, a predicted model, not a curated record